AUGUGCACUCACGGGACUGCUAGUAGAACUGCCGGGGUGCAGAGUAGCUAUUCACAUCCACCAAGUCAUAUUGUCAAUACUGAUUCCUUCCACGUUCCAUUAAUUAACCCAACUUCUCCGUUGACGCCUUCACCAGUGAACAGUGGCUUUCUUUGGCUGCCAGGAGCAAUUCAGACCAAUCUUCCUCCUCAUUUUCACAAACUCACAGAGCGAAAUAUGAUGUUUUCUCGAGCUUUUAGAGGCGAAGACACCAGAAAGAAUUUCACAGAUCAUCUUUAUACUGUUUUAGUUCAAAAGGCUAUGCUUCCUCCACGGUGUCUUGAUGAACUUUCUGAGAUUCUGGAAUGCAAAAGUGGCAUUGGUCAAAUGGCUGUUCCCAUCUUCUAUGACAUUGAUCCCUCUGAUGUUAGAAAACAGACAGCUAAAGAAGCUUUUAAGAGACACAGGAUAGUUCAAGGAAAUGAGCUAAGCUUGAUAUAG
Molecule: messenger RNA, 480 nt
Organism: Dovyalis caffra
Lineage: Eukaryota; Viridiplantae; Streptophyta; Magnoliopsida; Malpighiales; Salicaceae
Source: the annotation of a GenBank genome assembly